UCUCCCCUUUCUCAAGUCCUGAGGAUGGCCAAUAAGACAUCAGUAAGCAACUUCAUCCUUCUGGGCUUCCCAAGUCUUCGGAGAUGGCACCUGUUAUUAUUUACACUCGUCCUCGUCAUCUACAUUCUCACCAUGGCAGGAAACAGCCUCAUCAUUAUAAUUGUGAGACUCAGCCAGCAACUCCAGACCCCGAUGUAUUUUUUCCUUAGCAAUCUCUCUUUCCUUGAGAUCUGGUUCACGACGGCCGUCGUCCCUAAGAUGUUGGAGACCUUUCUGAGGACCAGAACGACCAUCUGUCUUCAUUGUUGCCUGGUGCAAUCCUUCUUUCAUUUCUUCCUCGGCAUGACUGAAUUUUUUAUCCUGACUGCAAUGUCUUUCGACAGAUAUGUUGCCAUUUGCAAACCUUUGCAUUACACAACAAUUAUGACCAGAAAACUCUGCUCUUUACUGGCUUUAGGAUCUUGGUCACUGGGUUUUGUGGUUAUUGUUAUGCAGGCAGCUUUUCUCUGGAAACUGCCAUUUUGUGCUGGUAACAUCAUCGACCAUUAUUUCUGUGACAUUGGCCCCAUUUUGAAGUUGGCCUGUGCUGACACCAGCCUAGUCGAAUUACUGGGCUUGCUGGCAACGAUAACCAUAAUCCCCAGUUGUUUUAUCUUCACAGUGGUUUCCUAUGUCUUCAUCAUCUCAACCAUCCUGAGAAUCCCCUCCAGCAAAGGACGACAAAAAGCCUUCUCCACCUGUGCUUCACACCUCACAGUGGUCACCAUUCCUUAUGGGGCUGUUCUCUUCAUGUACUUGAAGCCCACGGCUCACUCUUCCUUCAGCUUCAACAAAGUGGUCUCUGUUCUCAACACAGUGUGGACCCCGCUGCUGAACCCUUUCAUCUAUACGAUACGGAACAAAGAUGUGAAAGCAGCUGUGAAAGCAGUUGUGAAGAAAGCUAUAGCCAAGUGA
Messenger RNA from Eublepharis macularius, 954 nucleotides. RefSeq names its product olfactory receptor 6X1-like. Gene Ontology annotation, cellular component: membrane. The record is from RefSeq and is a predicted model, not a curated record. Gene Ontology annotation, molecular function: G protein-coupled receptor activity; olfactory receptor activity. The transcript has a single exon. NCBI's taxonomy places the organism in Eukaryota, Metazoa, Chordata, Lepidosauria, Squamata, Eublepharidae. The coding region runs from base 25 to 954 and encodes 309 amino acids. Gene Ontology annotation, biological process: G protein-coupled receptor signaling pathway.